AAAAAACCAGGAAAUAGAAAAAUGCCACGAAAUCCACGUUCAUCAUCAUCAUCAUCAACAUCAUCAUCAUCAAAUCACAAUUCACAACAACAUAAUCUACCUACUACGAGAAAUUCACGUAAUAACAUUGUCUAUAAUCAUCAUCAUCAUCAUCAUCAUCCACAACAUACAAAUUCAUUAUCAUCAUCAUCAUAUGCGACCAUGCCAAAUACUCGUUCAUCGAGAUCUAUUUCGAAUAAUAGCCGUACAUGUAAAAUUACUACAGGAUCAAUUAUGAAUCCACAAUUACGAAAUCAUAAUGGUGUCGGUACAGGUCCAUCAUCAUCUUCUUGUGCGGCCACCAACAACACCGCCUCAUCAUCAACGUAUCAUCAUUCUUUACCAGUAUCUGGACAACAAUAUCAAAAUCAAGAAUUUUUUGGCUUACAACAUCGUAUGUCUGGUCAUUUUGAAAACAAUAGCAACACAACUAAUCCAUCAUCAUCAUCGAUUUCAUUGAAUUCAUAUCAACAACAGCAACAAUCAAAUUGUGCAAAAGUUUAUUCAAUGCCUUUAUUGGAUGAUAUUACUGGUGCUGUUGGUGGUGGUGAUAAUACUAAUACUAAUAAUAAUAAUUCCAUAAUGACAUUGCCAUCAAUAGCAUUCGAUAAAUACAUUAUUCAACCUAGUUUUGUAAAAUUUAUAAAGCUUAAUUCAUAUGAAGAACUUCGAACCUUAAUAAAACCUCAAUAUAUAAAUAAAUUAGGCGAAUCACAUCGAUAUUCGUUUCGUUCAACAUUGGUAUCAACAUUACCAUUGGGUGAUCAAUUUAAAGUAUUUCUUCGUUUCUGUAAAUACUCUACCAGUACUUGUGAACAAAUGGAUUGUUUGCCAAAAUCUUUUAAUUUAACAAUCAAUGAUUGCACUUUUACGAUAAAAAAUAAAUAUACAUUUGCACCAUAUGAUAUAACGCAAAGGAUAGCAUCGGAAAAAAAUGAAAUUUUCAUCAGAGCCACUAUUUCUGAUCAGAAUGAUUUUUCUGACAAUUAUUAUUAUGGUGUUUUCCUGAUGAGAAAAAUCGAUCAUAAAAAUUUACUCAAAUUAUUAAAAGAUAAAGGUCCAUAUGAUACGAAAUUAUCGAUUGAUUUAGUUAAAAAGAAAUUGCAUAGCGAUGAUGACGAUGUUAUCUGCGAUAAUGUUAUGAAAGUUUCACUUUUAUGUCCGCUUACCUCAUUACGAUUGAAGAUACCAUCACGUUCUAAACAUUGUGAUCAUGUCCAUUGUUUUGAUGGCGAAGCUUUCAUUUCGAUUAAUGAUAUUACACCUAGAUGGAAAUGUCCUAUAUGUAAGAUUUAUAUUAAAUUUGAUGAUUUAAUUAUCGAUGGACUAGUCUCUCGUAUACUACAGAAUUUGCCACAGGAAUCAAAUGAAGCUCAAAUUUUUCCUGAUGGUACAUUUGAAUGCUUAAAAAAUGGUGUUCAAAUCAACAGUAAAGAAUCACAAAAAGAUUCAUCUUCUUCAAAUCUUAAACGAAAUGGUUCAGAUUCUUCAUUAUGUUCAAAUAAUCAUGAAGAUAAAAAACCUAAAUUGGAUUCAAAGUCAACAACAACGGACAGUACAAAUAAAAAGCCUGCAAUUGAAUGGAUCACUAUUGAUAGUUCAGAUGAUGAUAAUGAUGAUGGUGUUGAUAGUGAAAAGAAUAACAAUUCGGAUAAUAAUUCUGAUGCAAGUAGCAGUGCUACGAUUAUUUCACAAACUGAUUAUUCAAACUAUCCACGUGUUGAUUCCAUUUCAUCGAAUGAUAAUGAAUUUAAAAUGGAUGAUGCUGGUGACGAUUCAGAUGAUGAUUGUAUGAUUGUUUUUGAAAAGAUUAACAAUACAGCUAAUAACAAUAACAAUAAAGCUCAUAAUCGUAAAUCAAGAUUUUCCAAUCAUUCAUCAUCAUCUGGAGGUGGCAAUAAUAGUAGCAGCAGUAGUAAUCAGACCAACAAUACAAAAUCUCAUGGUGGAAAUUCUACGACGACAACAACAACAACAGCUGAUGGGCUUGAUAAAAUGACAAAUCCAAAUUAUAAUAGCGGUCAACAUCAUCAUCAAGCUACUUUGACGAAUCAUUCAAAUUCACAACAAAAUGCUAACAGUAAUAGCUACGAUAGUAAUAGUAUUGCUAAUCAUCAAUAUUCACCACAACAACAGAAUCAAGAAACAAGAUUAGAAAAUCCUUUGUAUCCGACACCUACAACAGCUUCUUCAAACUAUGAUACAAAUUCCAAUUCAAAUCCAAAUGUCGAUGCUGCUUCUUCAUCAUUAUCAUCAUCAUCAUCAUCAUUGGGAAAUUCAACAACAAAUUAUUAUCGAUGUAAAGCAUCAUUACAAUAUGCUCAAUUUAAGCAACAACAAAGAUCAUACAAUAAUGGAAUUCAAAAUCAACAUGGUCAUCAUAUGAAUGGCGGUAACAUGCAACAACAACAAAGAACUAAUCAACCAAAACUUGGAAUGCCAGCAGUUGAUUUAUGUAUUCGUGCUCCUAUGCAUCAUCCAAAUGCAAUUGUUAAUCAUCACCAUGUUCCAAAUUCAUUAUCAACAACACAGCAGCAGAAACCACCAAUUAUUAAUCAUAAUGAUGGAACGAAUAAUUGUUAUUUAAAUUUUCAAAAUACAAAUGGUGGAAACCAUUCGAAUUAUGCCCCCCAAAGCCUUAAUCCACGAAUCAAGAAUUUUAUAGCAGCUCAACAGCAGCAGCAGCAAUUUCAAUGUUCACAAUCAGUAUCUACUAACAACAAUGCACCAUUGUUGAGUCAUUAUUUGACACAAACAUCGAGCACAGUAACCACCAAUAGUAAUAGUUCAACAGCAACUACAACUAAUGGCCAUCAUCAUUACAAUAAUAACGGCGCUGGUCACCAUCAUCAUAAUCCAUUCAUAGAACAUCAUCAUCAUCAUCAUCAUUCUAAUUUUGAUGAUACAAAUGGCAAUACUAUCUCUGGUAAUCCAUUUAUUAAUAUACAUCAUCCGUCGCCGUUGUCGCCAUCAUCUUCGGCGGCUGCAAAUUUUUCCACUAAUAGCAAUUUGACAUCAUCAUUUAUUGGUUCGAACAGCAACAGCAGCAACAACAACAACAACGCUAAUAUUUGCCCAAUAAUCAAACCCGAUCCUGGAGCAUUUACAACAGCUUCUGACCUAUUCAGCCCAAACGAUAUGAAUUUAACCGCCGAUCCAUAUUGGUUAUUCGCUGAUGUAAAUAAUCCAUUAAGUUUAGCUCUUGGCAAUGAUCUGAAUCCUUUUCUUCGUUCAACAUCGGCAUCAUCGUCAUCAUCAUCAACAAUGACUAUAAAAGAACCACCAACACCAACAAAUCUUUCAUCUGUUUCAUCAUCAUCAUCUGCGAUCAUCAACAAUUCAUCCAUGAUCAAUGUUCAAUCAUCAAAAUAUUCAUUAUUACAACCUCGAUGA
Dermatophagoides farinae (American house dust mite) is the source of this 3432-nucleotide messenger RNA. RefSeq names its product E3 SUMO-protein ligase Su(var)2-10 (gene Su(var)2-10). Lineage: Eukaryota; Metazoa; Arthropoda; Arachnida; Sarcoptiformes; Pyroglyphidae. Gene Ontology annotation, cellular component: chromatin. Gene Ontology annotation, biological process: protein sumoylation; regulation of transcription by RNA polymerase II. The record is from RefSeq and is a predicted model, not a curated record. Gene Ontology annotation, molecular function: transcription coregulator activity; SUMO ligase activity; zinc ion binding.